This is a messenger RNA of Dreissena polymorpha, 1556 nucleotides long. RefSeq lists its product as uncharacterized. NCBI's taxonomy places the organism in Eukaryota, Metazoa, Mollusca, Bivalvia, Myida, Dreissenidae. The transcript is spliced from 3 exons. The record is from RefSeq and is a predicted model, not a curated record. The coding region runs from base 126 to 1556 and encodes 476 amino acids.
UUUUGAAUGCCAAGCCAACCUAGUUUAUUGUAUCCUCAGAUUCAUUGUAUCCUCAGAGUGUAUAACACUCUAUCUCUAGCGGAAAGCAUUGGUUUUAGUGAUUUUAGUGGAAAUAACUCCUACAGAUGGCGGAGUGCGGUCCAUGGUGUGCUACGUCAGAUCAUGAACCUGUCCCACGUGACAUCAGCUUUUACAGUUAUCGCUCUCGAACCUUUCAGGUUUUUUGUGAAAUUGCCUCUGUGGAAACUUGCACUCUGAUGAACUGCCUGGGGUAUGGGUCGCACAUCCGACAGGCAAGGAGAGACGUAUACAGGGAGAUGGAUGAAGUGGUUAAUUUACGGUCGCGUGGAGCAAUAGUGAUAACUACUGGUAGCAAGGCAGAGGGACUGACAUCCAUAUAUGAAAAUGACUUGGAUCAAAUGUUUGUACUAGAAGGACUCAUUUGUUUAGAAGAUUGUGUCAAUACGGACACAUUACCAAUGGAUACAAUUGUGUUUACAUUAGACACCAGCGUGUGCUACCACGGACACUGUAGGCUUAAUCUACUAGAGCGUGGGUCAAUAUUUUCACCAAAGUUGCGCGAUGUUAUGUGUUUGGAUGAAAAAGGACAUAUCCUCCUGAGCAGCGACUUAAUUGUUAAUAUGCGCGAUCAAAUACAACUUGAGGACGACGAGGUGCGCCAUGAACGCGCAGGGCCAUCAACGCCGAGCUCAUAUGGGCCUAUGCAUACUGACAUUGUAUUUUCUGUUCGCUGUCAAUGUCCUUGUAUACUAUCGCGAUGGGCAGAACGUAGUCGCCAUUGGCCACCACCGGAUAUAGUUCAAAAAGUCGUAACAAUGGGAGCAUUUGUGACGCCUGUUGGUUUUAAGGGUAGUGAAUAUAAACAUGUCGAAUGGAGGAUAUGUUUUAAUACGGCGGAGAUUGAACUUGUGAGUAGUCUUAAUGACAUACAGAUAUACAUAUACGUUAUAUUGAAAAUGGUGAUUAAGGAUGUCUUAAAGCCAAUUAAGAAAGAAAUUACAUCAUACGCGGUCAAAAAUAUUGUAUUUUGGCUGGCAGAGAAUAAUCCAAUUGCACAGUUCGAUGAAAAUUGUAGUUUGUUUUAUUGGCUUCGGAAAGGACUGGAACAACUAAGAACAGCAAUAUUAAAGAUCCAUCUACCAUAUUAUAUGAUACCAGAAAGGAAUCUAAUGGAAGCUUGCGGACUGGAUGCAGAACAAAAGCGUACCUGGGCAAAAACUAUCACAGACAUGAUGGACGAAGGUCCAAAGAUACUACUUAGAUUGCCGAAGAUAAGGAAGGCAAUAAUCUCGUAUCCAGAGCCACUGAUAUGGUACAUCAAAAGGAAACUGGAUCUUGAACUGCUGCUAAUGAAGGGUUGGAUCAGAUGCAUGCAAUGUAUGGGUGAGAAUCGAGUGGUAAAUACGUCAGAUUCUGUGCUGACAUUGAUAACCGGACGACAGAUCGAGACAUUGAACGAGGUUUUACAGAGGAUGCAUGAGGAGGACAGUCUGGUUGGCGAGCCAAUAAAUAUAAGAAAUAUGAUGAUGAUGUAA